UACAUAUAACUCCUGGCAACGAAGAAUGCAGUUCAUCGUGCUCUCUCUCUCUCCCUCUCUCUCUCUAGAUUAAUCGAGAAGUUAUUCAUCUGUAUUAUUCGUCAAUGAAAGAUUAAGCAACAAUUGUACAGUAGAAACACUGUUUUUAGUCACAGGCGGAUAAUUGCGAUAUUCAUCUGUUUAAUUCAUCAAUUAAGGAUCAAGCAACAACUGUACAGUAGAAUCGCUGUUUUCGUUUGAGAUAACGACUUGUCGAUUUAUUGAGAAAAUGCAUAGUUAUACCGAUUUCUCAUAUAGUGGAGAUGAAGACAGUAAACUCUGGUCUUCGUUCAUCCAACAGUCGAGCAGUGGACCGUUCGAUGAUUUCCAGACACCUCUGUACUCUUCAAUCUUCCCUGCCACUACUUCACCACAUCUAUUCGCUGUACCUGAACCAUCAACCCUACCACACCAGCAGAUUGUCGUCGAUUACAACCGUAGAAACUCGCAGGACUUUGCACCGUUUCAAGACCUAAUCGACCGACGUAACUGGUGCCUAUCUAACCUCCGUCUCUCUACCAAAGAAGCCGAGGCGCUGCGUCAAGAGAAUGUCAACCUUCAAAGAGCAAAUUCGGAACUGAACAAGCAACUGUCUCACUUGCAACUACAGGCGGCUUCAGCUUCUGUUUCGGCUUCAGCAUCAGCAGUUUCUUCUCUUCAGAACUAUGCUAAUGCGACUAUGUUUCCAUCUGUAAAUUCGAUUGUCAAUCGUUUGGGACGUAUGAGGAUUGGGGAAAAAGGACCGAUGGUAAUUGACAAACGAGUGGCUCGUGGUGUGGAGAAUGUGGAUCCGGUUAAGAAAACUGAGGUGGAGCGGGUUAAAUUGCCAAAAAGUAUUUCUGUUAGAUCGAAUGGGUACUUGAAGACGAUUCAAGCUGAUGACGGGAGCGCUAGUCGGUCACGUGCUGUGGAUCGGGUUAAACCAGCUUCUGAUAUGCAAAGGGUGUAUGUACGUGGAAAGGAAGAGGAGGAACCAGUGGAACUGAAGGUCUACAACCAAGGGAUGACAAAGACAGAACUCUGCAACAAAUGGCAACAAACUGGUGCAUGUCCAUAUGGAGAUCACUGUCAAUUUGCACAUGGUAUUGAGGAACUUCGUCCAGUCAUACGCCACCCGCGCUACAAAACAGAAGUCUGUAGAAUGGUCCUGGCGGGUGACCCUUGCCCGUAUGGCCACCGCUGUCAUUUUCGCCAUGCUCUCACCGAGGAGGAGAAAUUCCUGAGCCGUGGUUGACCAUUGGUACAUCUCUACAGAAACUACAUUUUUUUUAAUUCACCUGCAAAUCAAGUUAGAGAUGUUUAUACUGCUAAAUAAAUAAUUCCUUUUACUAGUAAAACAGAAAUAAUAAAGAAAAAGAAGGGCAAAAGAAAGACCUUUAUAAGAUAGCUGAGAUGUACUCUUUGUUAUAAUUGAUCGCUUUAUGUGUUCGUUAAGGGAUUCUUAAUUUUGAAA
Molecule: messenger RNA, 1492 nt
Organism: Helianthus annuus (common sunflower)
Lineage: Eukaryota; Viridiplantae; Streptophyta; Magnoliopsida; Asterales; Asteraceae
Product: zinc finger CCCH domain-containing protein 15
Exons: 4
Coding region: 269-1273 (334 amino acids)
Molecular function (GO): mRNA binding; metal ion binding
Source: RefSeq, a predicted model, not a curated record